Sardina pilchardus (European sardine) is the source of this 1613-nucleotide messenger RNA. It is a transcript of the gene nanos3, whose product is annotated as nanos homolog 3. The transcript has a single exon. Lineage: Eukaryota; Metazoa; Chordata; Actinopteri; Clupeiformes; Clupeidae. Gene Ontology annotation, molecular function: mRNA binding; zinc ion binding. Gene Ontology annotation, biological process: negative regulation of translation; oogenesis. The coding region runs from base 185 to 901 and encodes 238 amino acids. Gene Ontology annotation, cellular component: perinuclear region of cytoplasm. The record is from RefSeq and is a predicted model, not a curated record.
GGCGAAUGCUACAUUGUGAAAAGGCACUGAUUUCCUCUACAUCUAUGUGAGCCACUCCAUUCUACACAGAGGGAGGUCAUGGGUGUCAUAACGCUACAAUUUGUCACAUUUAGGGCGCACUCCCCCCCCUACGAUAGAAGUGGGUUGGGCUGUCAUCAUUUAGCCACGCGUUUGGAACGUGAGUAUGUUUCUUUUUUCUCCCCUCUCCGCGUGCUGCCUCGACCUGUUGCCCAGACAGCCUGGCGACUGUGCAAAAAACAUGGUGUGUGUCAGUAUUAUCAGCGACAAGUCCAACUUCGGACGCAUGGAUACAGACAAAUCGGAGUUUCAGCCAUGGCGAGACUACAUGGGCUUGGCCGAAGCUGUGCGAGCUAUCUGUCUGAGGGAUUCUUCGCCCGAAAAGAAGAUGACGGCUGGCGAAUUCUUUCCGAGACCGGAGGAGAGGAAAGGUAAUAAGCCUUCCACAGUGCCCGGGCGCUAUCGAUAUAGCAAAGCGCCUGGAGACAGGCCCGCAAUGAUCAGGGGCUGCUGCAAAUCCGCUCCAGUGAUGCAAGCGUGCAAGGACUCCCCGCCGAGGCGACCCUUGGCAUCCCCGCCACGCUUCGCCAACAAGGUCUCGCCCCGAACGCCCAGGUCCAAGGAGCGAAAGAAGCCGCCGCACUCUCCGGCGUCUUCCGAGGCCUCCUCUCCGCCACAGAUGUUCUGCAGCUUCUGCAAGCACAACGGAGAGGGGGAGGCCAUCUUCACCUCGCACUGGCUGAAGGACCAGUGCGGGGACGUGGUGUGUCCGUUCCUUCGCAGCUACGUGUGUCCGACGUGCGGCGCGACAGGCACCAGGGCGCACACCAAGCGCUUCUGUCCCCUGGUCGAGAGCACCUACAGCUCCGUGUAUACAAAGUAACAAAGCUGGCAACAACCCCCCUCGGGAUGAAGGCUCCUACCUCUGUGCGUGCUCAUCACAAGGUGAAAACUUGUGGCGUUGAAGCACCGUGGUGCUUUUGGGUAGCCUAACUAGGCCGUGGAACACUUAUUUUAGCAGUUCAUGUGUUUCUUUAGAUUAGUAGUUGUAGAUUCGUUCCUGUGUUGUUGUUCCUGUCUACAUGAGGCAGGACUUGGUUGAGAACGUUUAAAAAAAAAAAAAGGUCGACCCUACCUCGGUUUGGUAACACAGGUUUGCGUGUAUCUGUUCUUAUUUAUUUAUUUAUUUUUGUUGCAUGCUGUGCUGUGCUGUGCUAUUUAUGUGUGUUUGACACGCUAGGGUGUGAUUUUUGUUAUCUCCCUGCACGGGUUUUUGUUGUGUGUUUUCCUUUUUUCUAUGAGUAGUUUAGUUGUGUCUCCUUUUGACAAUCCUGUAGUCCAUCAGAACUGUGAACUGUCUGCACAGAACGGGUGCUAUCAAACCUACCUGUUGUGUACUUUUGGUCCAGAGCCAACCUUUUCAACUCCAGCGCUGAACACGAACGUCCUACAUACAGUCAUCACGACCCCACUGUGGCCAAUGACCCAUCAACAUGAUCUGUUUUGAAUUUAUAUUUUGCGUAUAGGUAUAUCAAGCAUCAUCAACCAUGUACAUGAAUCAUUGUAAAAUAUACCAACCAUGAACAAAAAAAGAA